This is a messenger RNA of Athalia rosae (coleseed sawfly), 13408 nucleotides long. RefSeq names its product putative transcription factor capicua (gene cic). Gene Ontology annotation, cellular component: nucleus. Lineage: Eukaryota; Metazoa; Arthropoda; Insecta; Hymenoptera; Athaliidae. The record is from RefSeq and is a predicted model, not a curated record. The transcript has 23 exons. Gene Ontology annotation, biological process: regulation of transcription by RNA polymerase II. Bases 1039 to 6816 code for a protein of 1925 amino acids. Gene Ontology annotation, molecular function: DNA-binding transcription factor activity, RNA polymerase II-specific; RNA polymerase II transcription regulatory region sequence-specific DNA binding.
ACCGAGAUUGGUCGAGCGAGCGCGGAGCGACCUCAGCGACAGCGACCACGAGCGACGAGCCGUUCGCUGCAUCCACGGCGGUCUACGUGCGUCGUCGUCGAGCGCGAAGGAAUAGCAAACCAGCAGGGACUAGCAGCAACUAGACGUUUACUCUCGGUCGGAGUUUUUAUAUUUUAAAUUCGCUCGUCGAACUGCAACAAUAACGCGAGUGUUCGAAAAAAGUUUUUCGCGAACCAACGAGCAUCGAAUCCGACACAAACGAUAACAAAUAAAUAAAUAAUCGUGUUUAUAAUACCGUGGUGGAAGGGGGGGGGGGGGGGGGGAUUGGUCGGUCGUAUAGCAGCGGCGUAAGAGAAUACACCACAGUGUGAAGGAAAUAAGGAGUGUGUGUGUGUGUAUAUAUAUAUAAUGUAAUGAACGCGUAGGUGUCCUCUCUUUUUCCUCCGCGCUUGUGUGUUCCCCCCGUCGUGUACGUGUUAUACGUGUGGUCCGUUGCGUGUGCAUUCUUUUUUCUAAUUAUUUUUUUUUUUUUAUUUAUUUUAUUGUAUUUUUUUUUUUUCAAUUCGUUCUCGCGUACGUGUGGGUGAUUACUCGCAGCAAGUUGCGCGCAGUGCUCGUGGUGCGAACGAGAAAUAUAGGAGAAAGGAAGCCAAAGGGAGAGAAGAUGCCGAUCGUUUGGUGGAAUAAAUCGCAACGCGUCUUCGAGUUCGCCUCUACCGCUACGAGCAAUCAUUAGAAGAUAGAUAGAAACAAAAAAGACUGCAGUGUCAAAAGCGAGACGAGAGAAUUCGGAGUAGGAGGAUGCUUGGGAGCUGGAGCUGGGAAGGAGAACUGGAGUUGGGUGAGGGAACGACGACUCUGCUGCGCCAAAGACGGAGACCAGAGAGCCCGGACUCGACGCAUCCGGUCCCCGAUACCCGGGUGCUAAGGUAUGCACCCAGCCGUUGCCACCGAUCGCCUACCUAUCAAUCGCCGCACUCCGGCCCGCAGCCCCCUAUUACACGUGUCGACUAGCAGCGUGUGGCCGAUCGUGCCGAAAUGCUGACUGCAGCGCAUCCUGAGAUGCACGAGAAACAGGAUCCGCUCGUAGUGGGUCAGUAUGGGGGAGCUGUGGGCGGGGGUGGCGGUCACUCUUCUUCCGAGGAAAAGUCGGUCUUGGAUCAACCACCCCCACCUCCACCACCCCCUCACAGGGAUCCGACGGACCCCACGAUCAGCGCGAAGAAGCUACCGAAAAAGAGAAAAUUUGACCUGUCCGAACUCGAGGAGAUGGAUAAAACGAGUAACGUCACCAGCAACGUCAGUAAUAUACUUUCAUUAAGGGGAACUAGCCAAACUAUCGCGCCGCAAACACUGCAGGUUACACAUUCGGUACUUUUACCAGCUCCGCAACAACCGCAGCCGAAUCAACAGCACCAAACGGAAUAUUAUCAGGUCCCGACGAGUCCGGUAGUCGUACCACCGCCACAAAGUACGGCUGUGGAUUAUUCGGUACGAGAAGAACCACCUCGUUCCCGUCCUCGACAGGCAGCUGUUGCGAUUGAUCUUAGUGAAUGGCGUGAUCACCGAGUGCUCGCUUUAAAGGACUCCCAUUAUUACCCUGGGGUUAUAAGGAGCGCGAGCCACGGUGAAAUAUACAUUGAAUUUGACGGGGAGAAUAAGCUGGUGAGAUACGGUGACGUGCUGGGUGCGGGGAAGUACGAUGUCAUUGGCGAUGCUAGCCCUUCGAUCGGUUUAGUGAAACUUGGUGCAUACGUAUGCGUCAGGUGUCCGCCUUCGAAGAGUCAUACCGACUCGCACAGUGCUUUUGUUAAGGGUAUCGUUUACCAGAUUCUCGCGAACCCGACCCGAUUCGCUGUAAAAAUACCUGCGGAAGAUGAUCAGUUUAACAAUUUCGUUGUCAAGCGAGCUGAUCUGAGGCUCGUCCAGCCGCCCUGGUCCGACGAACUGGAGGAGGGUUUGGAAAAUCCCGAGCCAUUCCAAACUCAGGUCGCCGAUCGAGGGUACAGAAACUCGUUGGAAACCCCAGGGCCGGUACCAGCAUUGCAACUUCACCAUAGUUCGCCUCACACCCCCCACGUGAGUCACAAUGAGACCGGUGGAUACUAUAGGACAACUGGAACCAGUCCCCUGACAGAGCUGGCCACUUCCGUCCAUUCCGCUAACAACACGUUGAGUAUAAGCAAUGGAAGUAGAAUCUAUGAAGAUUUGGAGAGCGAAGACGAUUUGGAUAGAGAAGACAUCAUGUUUCCGUCAGAUGCAGGAAGCAGUAAAAGAAGCAGCAUGCAGAGCCGUGGAAGCACUAGCAGCCUAGUCGAACAACGAAGUAUAACUCCUCGUUCCCAGGCAGCCACACCCAGAUCUCAGGCGGCAACGCCACAUAAAUACAAAAAGGGUGACGUAGUUUCCACAUCGAGUGGCAUUAGAAAAAAAUUCAAUGGAAAGCAAUGGCGGAGACUAUGUAGUAAAGAAGGAUGUUCAAAGGAAAGUCAACGGAGGGGAUAUUGCUCGCGACAUCUCAGUCUGAAAGGCUCAGGAUUUAGAAGCACCAACACCUUUCCAGGGGGUAAAAUGGAUGGAGAGGAAACCUCACGGGACUCAGACACGUCACCAAAUUACGGCGACAGAAGAAUAGCCGGACGUUUCGAUCAAGAUGAAACUGAGGCUGCAAACAUGCUAGUCUCUCUCGGAAGUUCGAGAUCGGCGACACCUGCCUUUUCUUCUCCAACGGGGCAAUCAUCUGUGUCGCCGUGCAUAAAUCAAUCUCCAGUGCCACCGUUGGGCUUGAACCAGAACGUUUUCAUGCCAAUAUCUAGCCCGGCGCAUCAUGCUGCUCCAUUAAUAUCGCCGGGUGCCAAAUGGAAGAACUCCCCAACGCAGACUAAUUUUAUGACGCAGUACCAGCAGCCCGUCAUCAGGCCUGAGCUAGUUAGACCUACUGGAAGACCUGCUCAAACAGCACCCGCUAGCAUUGGGACCAGCGUGAUACGGAUCUCUCCUGUUAGUAGGAUAAUGUCGGGCCAAAAUUUAACCAUUCCCACUUGGUCGGACCAUAGCCCACCUCCCAGACAUCCGUCGGUUGUAACAUCCCUGGCCCAGCAGCAGCAGAGUAUUAUACUGCAGCAUGCGCUUACCUCGAAUAAUGGCUUUUCCAAUCAUCCAGAACCUUCGGAUUCGAGCAAUCAUUUAUUGAAACCUCCACAUUCGCCACACGUUCCUUCAUCUGCUCCACCGGCUCAGAAUCUAAGUAUGCUCCAUAAACAUCAAGAACAACCCGUUGAUUAUACUCCGCCAUUAACACAAAAUCAGACAAUGUAUUUGAUUCCACAUCAACCUGACAAGAAAUAUGUUAUUAAAAACACCAUGGAAGCGCCGACCACUGGGCAUCAGCUGGUAGUUAACCAGGAAGAAAAGUAUAGGCAGACCAUGAUAAAUCAUUUAGGACAAUUACCCUCGCAUCAAACGCAGUGCCAACCGCCGCAGUCACCUGCCACGCAGUCCGUCCAUGUUGAAAAGAUAUCAACACUCCAACAGGUCAGCAAGGUAGGCCCUCCGCUUCAUCUAUCAUCUCACUCAGAUACGCAAAGAAAUUUGUCAACUCCGGUAACUGUUGUCAUGUCAGCUACGACAACAACUAAUGACUCGGCACCACCGACCAGUGUCUUCCAGCCUGUCAUAGUUCAGCCUAGUCACUUGGCUCCAAUGAAGGUUCAACCUCCUCGUGAAGAUAAUCAAAAGAACAACGGAGUUCUAUAUGGAAGUCGUGAGGUUUCUCCCGCAUACCAGCCCCAACCCCCGCAACUUCUGAACAACGCUGCUGUGCGCAAAUGGAAAAAAGCUUUUUCCUGGCAGACAGUGCUGGACCAACCAGAGGUCAGCCCUCCACCUUCUGCCUUGAGUCCUCCGCUCAGUGCACCGCCCAUCCCCAUGGGCACGAGCAGCAAUCCUAGCGACGAUGGGUCUGGGCAUGGACCUGGUACCGGCCCUGACCCCAUCACCCCUGCUGAGGAGGAUGAUGAUGACGUCUUUGAGACGGAACCAACUACCCCUGCGGAGAUCGAAGGCAGUAUCAACAAACGCCGCAGUCAAUCGUUAGGCGCACUGCACACCAAAGACCCGCAGAGCCCUUUAAAAACUAAGGACCGAAUUCGCCGACCCAUGAAUGCUUUUAUGAUAUUUUCAAAACGCCAUCGAGCAUUGGUACACCUGAGGAAUCCAAACCAAGAUAACCGAACAGUUUCAAAAAUUCUUGGCGAAUGGUGGUAUGCCCUCAAGCACGAGGAAAAGCAAAAAUAUCAUGAACUCGCCUCAGAGGUGAAAGAAGCACAUUUUAAAGCCCACCCGGAUUGGAAAUGGUGCAGUAAAGACAGACGGAAAUCAUCCACCACAAACUUCAAGGGUGCUGAACCUCGUGGAAAACUUAACAGCACAGGGGAAGAAACUGAUAUGGGACCUCCGACCGAUGAUGUACCUUCAACUCCACGAACUGUUGAAGAAGCUUCGGCCAUUGCAUCAAGCAUCUAUAAUGAACCUUCGACUGUUGAGAUGCUUGGACAAAUGCGGACUUCUCGUCGCUUAUCUGAAAUGCCUUUACAGGCCGAAAGUGUGGAGUCUGAUAUGAAGCAAGAAGAGGAUGGCAAUGUGUCAGACGAUGACCAAAUGGUGAUCUGUGAGGACCCCCAACCAGAAAUAGAUUUGAAGUGCAAAGAUAAACUGACAGACAGUGACAAUGAGGGACAGGAUGAAGAUUUGGAAAACAAAGAUUACGUGCAAUCAAGAUAUUCUCCUGUCAGUGGGCAAAAACGUGAUGGUCAAGAAACAAAGUUGGAUAUAACAUGCAGGCCUAAGCCCAUCAAAGCUCGUUUGCCGUCUACUGGUAUGGAGACGACAACAAAAUACCAUCAUGCUUCCAUAGAUAAGGGUGGCACUGUAUCUGUACUUUCGACCUAUCCUUAUCACAGUCCUGUAAAUCCAACGGGGGUUUCAGGCUUCCAGCCAAAGGGAGGUGCUUUUAUAACUAUGCCUGUAUCGCCGAAAGUCGCGAAACCGGAGCCAACUAAAAAUGAACAGCAAUAUAGUACGCAAUACAGUGUCAGUAAUCUCGUCGCUAAUAUUCACACCGAAAAUGGGAGGACUGUGACUAAGUUUCCUGCUGCACCUAUCUCGCAUUCGUUACAGGUCAGACCUAUGAUGACGCUUUUGAAACAACAGGGAUUACAGUCGGCAAAUUCUAUUCAUCAUACCGCAGUUUCUAGCCCAACUUACCAGCCCCAACUUACUUUGACUGUUGUGAAAGAUGAGGUCGUUGCCGUUUCGAAACCACAACAGGGAUCGCAGUAUCUCGCCCAGGCGCCGCCCCAUACUAGAACGUACUGCAAUUUUCAGAUACCCGUUUCAGAUGCCAGCGGUCGCGGUAUAGCCGUGCAGAAUUUAGUCACCGGCACUAAGAUCGAAACUCACAGCGUUAUUGUGAGCAAAUCUUACCCAGUGUCAACUCCGAGCCCAGGCACUCCCAGUUAUAAAGGAAUCGGUCACUCGGUAGCUCGGCUUGCGGAAAUCGAGCACAACGAUAAUCAGCCUGUUAUAAAUCAUGCCCAGUUUUACAUAAAUAACGUAAAAUCGGAGCAGGAGAAAAAAGAGACCGGAAAUAUUCAUCAUACAGUAUCUGGUGAUAGCCAUAAGCAGCCAUCAACACCUCACACCCCGCAUAAUUCCGAUCACGCAAUUAACAAAUCUUACAACAUGGAUGAACCUCGUGGGAUUGUUGCCCCAAAUAGCGUCGACGUAGGAACGAACAAGGCUCCGUUUAUGCUCGCUCCUACACCGGCACAACUCGGUCGAGCUCCGCUUCAGAGGAGACAAUCAAUGGCAAUGCCUCCCACAUCAAAUGCGGGAGACCAUGGGCCACAGACGUCUCAACAUUCCGACAAUCACCAACCUUCGAAUUUAACUCAAAACUUUGAUCAGCUGCAACAUAAUUCUGUAGAGCCUUUGGCUGCGUCGUCACCUUCGACGAGAAAAGGAUCUUUUUUUAAGAAAAACGUCGAGGACGGCAUGGACAGGGUUCUGGAGCAAGUUAACUUCCAAGAGAAAUUUUCGUCGUUGCCAGAAUUCAAGCCGGAAGAAAUUCAGAGUCCUAGUGCCAUUGGUAUUGGCAGUAUGGCUGGCACAUCUCCCCAUGUCUCAGUGGCACCUGGGGUUCAUUCGUCCAUACAGGAUUACCGUAAAAAAUCUGUGCAGGGACCUCAUAGACCCAGUUUGAAUGAGGAUGACAUGGAGUCAGAUAUAUCCAUGUCAGCUACUCCGAAAUCAGCGAGCAGCGUGAAGUUGACAGGGAAUACGUUCUUUGGCCCUGAUUUCAACAUAGAAGCAUUCAGAGCAAGUACUGAACUUGUCGGUGACGUUGAUGCAAGUUCGCCACGAACGCCAAAGACCCCUGGCGGAGGUGUGGGGGGAAACACAAUUGGAUCGAGUAGAGGUGAAAACGAGCGAGGCUACAGAAAAGUUUUAGAACAGCGCAGAAAGCUUGUCAUGCAGUUAUUUCAGGAGCAGGGUUAUUUCCCAACAACGCAGGCCACCUCCUCUUUUCAGGCUAACCAUGCCGACAUUUUUCCUACCAAAUCUAGUCUUCAGCUGAAGAUCAGGGAAGUAAGACAGAAAUUAAAGGCUAACUCCACACCAAUGAGUGCCAAUAGUUUGGCCAGUCCCCUACCGGUGUCCGAAUCAUCACCCGGCAUUAAUGGACCUCUUACUGCCCCGCCAACGUCGAUGGGUGCACCUCAUUCGCUGCCGGUUGGCAGUACCAGCGGCAGCUAGCCCCCACGUGCCAACUGUGAUACGAAAAGAAAUACCCCCUCGCCCCGUAACACCGUCAUUUCUUAAUCCUGCAAGGAUGUCGUUGCUUCAGAAAUAUUAACCAACGUAUUGUCGCGUUGAAUGAUUUAAUUUCGGAAUAGGACGGAGAAUUUUUUUUUUUUUUUUUUUAAUAUUUUUUUUCACCUAAAAUGCAACGCGUUCUCGGAACCAAGGGUUACUCUUUUUACAAAGAGAGGUAUUUUUUGGUGAUAUACGAUAAGCGCAGGGACGUCGUGCAUCAAUCGGCUACGCGUUUCGAUUCGAUAAUACUUUUUGUUUGUCGUGCAAAUGAGGGAUUAUUAUUGAAAUUAUGGUUUACAUGAUGUAUGGUCCGCAUAUGACCAUAUAUUUUGCACGCCAAUUGUUGUAUAUUGUAUCUAAUAGGUAGGGUCUUUUAUCUUUACAUAAGCUCGUGCAAUAAUUCUCGAUGAAUUUCAUAUUAUAUUUAUUUGAUAACAAUGAGGAUUCUUUAUUUUCUAAUUUCACAAUUAUUGCAAUAUCUUUAUUGCGGUGAUAAAAGAUUUGAACAAAAAGAAAAAAAAAAAAGAGAAAAACAAGAAACAAAACGUAUUAUGAAACUGCGACGGUUUCGCGUAGGUGGUAUCCUACACACCCACGUGAUCUAGAAUAUAUGGUAAUUGAUAUAUGGAUAUUAGAAUUAUUGAGUAUCGCUCGCAUCAUAUUUGAUCAAAUUAAUAAUUAUUACGUUGCGUACGACUGUGAUCAUCCCGAGGCCAUUGAAGCGGCACGAUUUUCAAAUUAAUAACGCGUAGCUGAUUUUUUGUAGAUAGGGAUUAAUGCGGGGCGAACUGGACGAGGCCUAUGCCAAUGUUAAUAAUAACGUUGAUUGGACAAACUUGUACAAUUAACUCUGUGGUCCUUUGCUGAAUCAAUUGUGGACCGCUGAGAAUUAACGAAAAGGUUAUCGUUAUAAAUCAGACUUCAUAGAUUUUAGUUGAACUUUAUAUACCUAUGUUCACUAUAUGUAUAGAUAAAGGUAAAAACUCAUGAACAAAGUCCAUAUUAUUAAAUCUUUGCACAAAAUAUAUACAUAUAUAUAUAUAUAUACAUACAUACAUAUAUAUAUAUAGAUAAUGCAAUCAGAAAAUGUGUUUAUAUAAUAGAUGUAAAUACGGUAGUAGUAUGGAUAUCUCUAUUAGAAGACGAUCAUCGGAGAUACGAAACGAUUUUUCGUUCGUGUAAAGCCUUGGUGACGAUUCGUAGUUUAUAUAUUAUUAUCCAAUGAAAAAGGACAUUAAUUAAAACGGUGCCAUUAUGCAGCAGCGAUAAUAACCAGGUUCUAACACGGGCUGAGACAUCAGAUUCCCUUGUUACGCGUUAAUGGUUAAUCUAUCAUGGCUCGAUAGCUGAUGAAUAUUAGAUAAUAAUAACAUGUAAUAAUAUGUUUCCAAUAUUAUUGAAAGUACUUAUCGACUGUUUUUAGAGCUUUGCUAAGAUUCAACGUAUUUGUACAUAUUUUAUAGGUGUUUUUAAAAAUGGUCGGUCCUUUUUUUUUCUCUUUUUUUUUUCUCUCACCAAGGCCACAUUAGGUUUAAGCGGUUUUAUAUUUGGCUGUAGAGUGAUUAAUUUUUUUUUUAUUUUUUUUUUUCCCUCCUUUAAGCCGUGACUCUGAUGAAUUUUACAAUCGUGUGCAUGCUAAUGGCGAAUGCGUAAGACGUGUUAGUUAAUUUUCAAUUCUUGUCAAUGAAAUUAAGUUCGCCAUCUCAAAUAUUUACUCAUACUUUUACCAUAUACAUAUAAAUUUACUUUUAUGUAUACAAAUUUACACGAAAUCACGCAAUAUGUUUUGUUUUAACGAAGUCAAUGAAAAAGUUUUUUUUUUCUGUUUUUUUUUCUGUUUUUUGUUCUCUCGGACUUUUAAAAAAAGAACGCUCUUUAAAUUGUUGCAGAAAUGUGUUGAAUCUUGGCAAAUAUUGUUGACAUUGGCUGUAAAAUAGAUAUUGUAAUUAGCAAACUGUUCUUGGAAAGCGCACUUUCAAAUGUUUAGGUCACGCGCCACGGCACGCAUAUUGUAAUUGUUAGGCUACGAACAGCGUAUAUUCAACAUAUUUUGUAAAUAUAACAUAAAAUAUACCAUUUAAAUAUACAUAUAUUAUAUAAAACUUAGAAUAAUUGAUAAAAGUAUAGCAAACGAUAUAGUCUUGUAAGUCAUAGGAUUAUUAUUAUUAUUAUCAUUGUUGUUAUUACUAUUAAUUUUAUUAUGAUCAUGAUUAUUACCAAUUUCUAGUUUAGACAGGAUUAGAUUUAGUUGAAUUACAACUAACGUUGGGCCUUUAUACGUCAUGGACUUUAGUGCUCGGGACUGUUUACUCUGCCCCAUCUGCCCCCCCCAAUCCAUCGACCUCCCCGUAAAACUUAACUUCUUCCUUGAUGUUUCGGCAUUUUCAUUAUUAUUUGUAUAUAAUAUUCUUUGGUUGCCCAAUAAUAAUUAUUACAACUACCGAUUUACUAUAUAUAUUUCUUUUCGCAUCUCAAUACAACAAACUAGAGAUAGUUGAGAUUUGCGACUCUGAGUAUGGGCUGCAGAGGGACGAGCGAUAUUUGCAAGGAUCUGUUGUAGAUAUUUAAGGAUUUUUUUUUUUGAUUCAUAAAUAUUUCGGACAUCACAUAACUAGACCAUGCAUUGUUUGGACGUUGACCGCGUGUUUUCUCGUGGAUGUGGAUUUUAACGAGUUUGGUUUAGAUACUAACCAGCGCUAAUUGUUCACGACUUGGUACGGUAGAUCAAUUAAUUUCGAGGUCAAUCGAUAGCCCAUUCAAAUAGAGCUUCGCUUACGAGGUGAUCAUUAUUUUAAGGAUUCUCGAAUUGUGUAAGUAAAUCAAUAGCGUUUCUAUCACUGACUUACAUUAUCAAACUACGUGCAGAAAGGUACAUGGUCGUUUCCAUUGCUAUAAGAUCAUAUUGUACAACGAUAACGUUGCGGUAAAUCGUGUCAAAAUGAAUUGAUGAUAAGUCGCUCUCUGACAGUGAAAUAUUCGUGUAAUACAUACGGAAAAACCGCGGCUGAGUUUUGGAUCAGUUUCGUUUAACCCUCGUCCUUGCCUCGCUCGAACAACUAAAAAAAAAAAAUUUGUAAAAUUUUGUACUUGAUUUAAAUCGUAAGCUAUGUUCCAGUAUUGAUAAGAUUUUUAAGUAUGUUUUUGAUUUAUCGUCAACGCUACUAUUACUAUUAUUAUUAUUGAUAUUACUAUGAUCAUGUUAUUAUAGCCAAUUAUUAUUAUUGCUAUUAUUAUGAUUAUUAUUAUUAUCACUAUUACUAUUGUCAUUAUUAUAAUUUUUUGCUCUCCUCACUAUUAAAAUAAUGUGAAGACGAAAUCUGCUCAGCAUAUUAGCCGUUUCAUGUAUGACUGUGAUCUAGAGAAACAGACGUAUAAAGUAAUCGCAUGGUGGCUAUCAUAGCUAGCAGGUUCAUUGCACAACAUAGUUUAUUCCUAUCAUAUUUAGCCGCCCUUUUUUUCGCUCCUUGACAAAUAUUAGAUGUGAAGAAAUAAAAGGAAUAUGACAAAGAGUAAUAUUAACGAAAGGAAUGAGAAACAAGGGAUGAAAGCGCGGACGUAAACAACAUCCAAUCAAUUUUCAAUUACGCCCUUCCUCCUUUAUAUAAAUUUCACAUGAUUAUUUGUGUUAUCGUAUUUUUAUCACGGUGUUAUUUUUAAUCAGUUAAUACUAUGUAUUAUCGCUAUCAUCAUCAUUAUUAUCAGUACUAUUUGGGUAUGAAUUAUCAUGAUUAUUAUUAUUGAUACUAUAUUGCCUCUUGUUUAGUUUUGGAAUAUUUUUAAAAUUGUUAUACGUAGGUAUAGUAUAUCAAUCACAAGUAUAAUGUUAUCAAAAUACGAAUAAGAUGAAAUGAAUACCACGCCUACAAGUGAUAAAAGUUUAUCUAUAAUCUAUAUAGGUAUAUACAUUCAAUAAAUUCUUAUGUUAAUGAUAAUGAUAUACAGCUACGUUACUUGAGAGAAAUUUAACACAAGAAGAAAAAGUGCACAUAUACCAUAUAUACAUGCAUAUAUUAAUGAUAGAUAUAGCGUAUAUGUGUAUAUAUAUGUAUAUGUACUGCAUAUAUAUAUAUACACGAUAAAAUAUGAAUGUAUGAAAAAACGAGAUAAUGAUAAAUAUAUAUUUGACAUUUUAUAAUAAGCUGUGCUAGCAGAGGCGUUAAACUCAUUACCAAUCCGACGAUCGUCUUUGCUUACUUGCAAUUGAUUUGCUAUUUGUUCAAAGAUGUUUUAAUUUUUAACUCGCUGUCACGUCGUGCUCGCUGUAAUUGAUUGCGGGUACAAUAUUCAGUCAUAGCAUUUUUUGACUGCAGAUUCAUAUGGCAUAAAUUUUAUCGUAACGUUUACUCCGGUUAUUUAAAAGAUUAAUCACAAGUAAAGAGAUGUUUUAUAUUAUGCAAUGAGUAAGACGCAUCAAUAGCGAUUGGUAGAAUUUAAAGCCAACGCAAUUUAAUACUGAGCAUCAGUAUAAAUAUAGAUGUCGGACCAAAUUGCCAGUGACCAUAGUAAUUAUUCUGAACCGCGGAUGAUAUGACGUCGUCUUACAAAGUUGUAAAUAAACAAUCAUUGAAAAAUAGUGGGAGGGAACAGAUCGUAUCAACUUUUUGGAAAAAAAUUCGCGUAACUAAUUUCAGUAAAGACGUCCGCGAUUUUCUGCAAACGUUAUUUAUUAUAUUUAUUUGAGACGAUUUAUAGUUUAUCGGUAUUUCCAGUCGCACCAUUUGCUACGGGCUUGCGUAAAUUUAUAAAUUACAAAAACUGAACGUUCCCGGAUCUCUGAAUACUGUGAAGAAAAUUCUUUCUCCAACAAAAAUCCUAAACGCAUACUUCAAUUAUUGUACAUUUAUUUGCGCAUUCUAAUAUUCUAUUACGAGAGCUAUGAUUAGCUUUUGGCACACCUGAAAUAUCAGACCAACAAGUUUCUCUAGAAAAUGCUGCUACAGUUGUAGUUUUUCUAUACAGAUACAAGAUUCACGCAUCACAAGAGAAGAAAAAUCUUGCAAAUUAAGAAAACCAAAAUCGUAAGAACAUUACAAUAUGAUGACAAAUGUUGACGAGUAAUUAUAUCGAUUACUAGGUUGAGUUAGAAAUUAAGACCCUUUAGCUGCAAACACUUUCGACGUUUAGGAUUCACUGUCAUGCCUUAUAGACCAAACUUGUAAUAAUUAAAAUUCAUUCCUGUCCAGAAAUAACAUGUUGCACGUUAUUGGAAAUAUAAAAAAUCCUAUCAAUGUGGAUUUUAAUGGUAUAUUGGAUCGUGCAUCGAUUUGACAGCGUAAAAUUACCUCAUUCAAGAUAAGCAAGUGUUCGAAAUUCGAUGUCUUAGAUUUGAAACCUCGGUUUCGCGUUCGUGGACAGCGAUGCAGUUGUUAUGCAGAAUUCUGGUAAAUCACUUGUCAGAUUUUCGGCAUUGCGUGACGUUAAAGAUGUAAAAAAUUAUUAUAAUCCGUAUAUUAUAUAACGUUGAUGUAUCAAUAUAAUCAUGAUCGAGAAGAGAAACGAUAGUUGUAUAAAGUGAUAAUUACAAUUUAUUUUGAAAACGGAGAAGUUAUGGGAAAAAUGAGAUAAUAUAGAGAUUUUGGUUGCAAAGUAUGCUGGAAAGAAUCUGAUAAUUAUGGCAACUCAAAUUCGUGUUACGGAAUAGAUAAGAUGUUGAAAUCUGUGUUGACAAUCGCCGACAUUUUGAGCUUACACUAUAAAAAUCAUGAUAGACACGAUAUAUGCCUUCAGAGUGUUGAAAAUAAACUUUAUACUUUUUAUUCGUAAAUAAUAUUUGUACGAAUCAAUCGAGUUGUAAUAAUAUCGACUGCCUCAUGAGCAGCCAUACGUUACAAAUCUUGUCCGAUCUGUUGAUACGUUGCCCGUAAUUUGAUAUACGCAUACUUACGAUUAAAAAUCUAAACUUUGUAAUCCCAUUUUGAGAAGACAUGAAGAAUUUGGUUUACUGUGCUCGAAUCAUUGACCAGACUAUCAUAAAUUAUUGUAAAUACACAUAAAAAGAAACGAGUCUGCUGUUAGCUGUACGAUACAUCAAUCACGCGGUACAAUUAAAACAAAAUUUCGUUGAAUCAAAUUGAUCGUACCCUUGGGUAAGCUUGUAUUAUUUACACGAUGUAUGAAAGUGCGAUUAAAAUUGUUAUCAUACAUGAAGGUAAAUUAACGGGCAUGCGAUUGACGCGAAAAUUUAUUGAUUUAUCUCGUUCGAUAGACGAAAUCGUUUGCACAACUCUGCAGUUACUGCAGUCUUUCUCCGCUAGCCUUUCCUGUACAUAAUACGAUGAAUAUAUUACAUGAUAAUCGUACGGUAUAAUAUAUUAUUAAUUAAUAAUACGUCAUCCAGUAAUAAGUAAAAAUCAUUUAAAGAAUAUUAUCAACUUUAAUGUCAAUGUGUUAUAAUAUGUAUUUCGUACGUUCCAAGUACGUGCGAUAGGCAGUAGGUAGAAAAUAUUGCUUGAGGAUAUUUUUUCUAUGCCAAUGAUGUGAUCACUUCGUGUAGAGAAAGCGAUGUAAUAAAUUUCAUGUAGAGUUAAGUGUU